This is a messenger RNA of Dicentrarchus labrax (European seabass), 3860 nucleotides long. It is a transcript of the gene ppp3cb, whose product is annotated as protein phosphatase 3, catalytic subunit, beta isozyme. The record is from RefSeq and is a predicted model, not a curated record. Gene Ontology annotation, cellular component: calcineurin complex; cytosol; cytoplasm. Lineage: Eukaryota; Metazoa; Chordata; Actinopteri; Moronidae. Gene Ontology annotation, molecular function: calmodulin-dependent protein phosphatase activity; calmodulin binding. Gene Ontology annotation, biological process: calcineurin-NFAT signaling cascade.
CCUCGGCUCCGCUCCCGUCCCGACUCCAGGAUGUCCGACAGCAACGCAAGUCCCACCGACCGGGUGAUCAAAUCGGUCCCCUUCCCCCUGGCCCACCGGCUUACCAUGAAGGAGGUGUUUGACGCCGAAGGCCGGCCGCGGGUGGACCUACUCAAAGCUCACCUCACCAAGGAGGGCCGGCUGGAGGAGGCCGUGGCCCUGCGCAUCAUCGAUGAGGGUGCCGCCAUCCUGCGCCAGGAGCGCACUAUGUUGGAUAUAGAGGCGCCAGUCACGGUGUGUGGAGAUAUUCAUGGCCAGUUCUUCGACCUGAUGAAAUUGUUUGAAGUGGGAGGUUCUCCUGCCAACACGCGCUACCUCUUCCUGGGGGACUAUGUGGACAGGGGCUACUUCAGUAUCGAGUGUGUGUUAUACCUGUGGUCACUGAAAAUCCUCUACCCAAAGACGCUCUUUCUUCUACGGGGAAACCAUGAAUGUAGACAUCUGACAGAAUAUUUCACCUUCAAACAAGAAUGUAAGAUCAAGUACUCGGAGCAGGUGUAUGACUCCUGCAUGGAGGCGUUUGAUUGCCUGCCCCUGGCAGCCCUGAUGAACCAGCAGUUCCUGUGUGUGCAUGGGGGGCUUUCACCGGAGAUCCACACGCUGGACGACAUCAAGAAGUUGGACCGGUUCAAGGAGCCCCCGGCGUUUGGGCCCAUGUGCGACCUGCUGUGGGCCGACCCCCUGGAAGACUUUGGCAACGAGAAGACCCAGGAAUACUUUGGUCACAACACAGUGAGAGGCUGCUCCUAUUUCUACAGUUACCCAGCAGUGUGCGAGUUCCUACAGACCAACAACCUGCUGUCAAUCAUCAGAGCGCAUGAAGCACAGGAUGCUGGGUAUCGUAUGUACAGGAAGAGUCAGACUACAGGUUUCCCCUCCCUCAUCACCAUCUUCUCUGCUCCAAACUACCUGGAUGUCUACAACAACAAAGCGGCGGUGCUGAAGUACGAGAACAAUGUGAUGAACAUCCGUCAGUUCAACUGCUCUCCUCACCCCUACUGGCUGCCCAACUUCAUGGACGUCUUCACCUGGUCGCUUCCUUUCGUGGGAGAAAAGGUGACUGAGAUGCUGGUCAACGUCCUGAGUAUCUGCUCUGAUGACGAACUCAUGAACGACGGAGAGGAGAUCUACGAUGCCAGUGCAGCAGCAGCCAGGAAAGAGGUGAUCAAAAACAAGAUUCGAGCCAUUGGGAAGAUGGCUAAAAUGUUCUCUGUUCUACGGGAGGAGAGUGAGAACGUGUUGACCCUGAAGGGGCUGACCCCUACAGGCAUGCUGCCCAGCGGAGUGUUGUCUGGGGGCAAACAAACCCUGCAGAGCGCUACCAUUGAGGCCAUAGAAGCCAUCGAGACAGUUAAGGACGCUGAAGCCAUCCGAGGCUUCUCCCCGCAGCAUCGGAUCAGCAGUUUCGAGGAGGCCAAAGGUCUGGACCGGAUCAACGAGAGGAUGCCUCCGCGACGUGACGCCGUCAACAGUGUGGGGCUGUCGAUGGGCCGCAUGAACAUGGGAGAGCCCAAUGGGACCGACAGCAACAGCAAUAUACAGUGAUGGACAUACACUCCCACAUGCCCAGACACAUACCUGCAGUUACAACUCUGAUAUGGUACCAUAUUUAUAGAAUCGUGUACAUAUAUACAUAUAUACACACAAGAAUACAUCACAUACACAGACACAGUAUUUCAUACACUGAAUAGGCUACAUCACACACACACACACAUGCAAAUCACACACACACACACACACACACAUGAUUACCUACCCCUCUCCCGUUGCCCUCUGCUGUAUGUAAAGGCAUGAGCGUACCUGGACUUAACCACCAAAGGCUGAGUCUCUUCACUGAACUGAUCGGUCCUAUUUAGAGAACUACAACUUCCAUGUACCUGCACAACAACAGGAAAGAAACUAUAAAAACACUCCCCAUGCAAAACAGGAGGAGCUGCUGUUCACCGUGUAUGUUGGGGAUCACCAGUGGGUUGACAGUGUCAGCAUGACGUGGCUGUGUCGAUGGUGUGUGUUGUGUUGGCGGGGUCAAGUUUCUGCGGGGGUGGGGGGGUUGGCGAUCAGGGGGUGGGGCAUUAAAGAUAUGUAUGCUUCUUUUUCCUGUUUGCAUCCCAAAACAGGAAGUGGAACCAAACUUGGUUGGUUUUAUAAGGUUGUGGAUAUGCCUGCCUGCGUGCGUGCACAUGCUUCAACAUGUAAAUGUCCGUGCGGUUAUAUUUGAAAAUGUGUUUUCGUUUGCAAACAUGAGCAGAUCUCGCCAACAGCCCGGCAACAGCGAGAACAUUUUCGACGUGUGGUGUGGUGGUUUAUCUGUUGCCGAGAGAUGUGUGGAGUUAAUCUCAGCUGCAGUCUAAUCUGAGCCCUCGCUGUCCUUUUCUUCUCGGGAGGAGGAUUCCCGUUUGCUUUUGUAGCACUACAUUCCCCCCCCAAAAAAAAACUCUGGUCCCAGGCCAGUUAGCUCUCGGGAAAGGCUUGAAACUGGUUCCCGGAUCAGAUUUGAAGCAAGUGUUUCUCCCUACCUGUUACGUGUAAAUAGGUUACAUAGAGAGGUUUUAUUGCACACCUGAUGCAUACGGUCACAAGAUGCAAGAUGCAGUAUAGCGGAAGUAGGAUGCUUUAUGUAAGCGAGGGAGCCGGGGGGAAGUUGAAAUGUGAAGUCAUACUCUAUUCAUUCUCUUUCUACAUCCUCCUUUCCUCCUGUGUUGCUGUCUGCUACCAAACAGCAGUGAUGGCCGGGAAUCGCCGGCCUAAAAAGCAGGAAAUGAUAUUUCACAGAGGAAACAGACUCUUCCAGUUAAGGCAGCAGCCAAGACAACAAGAAGAAGUCAGAAGAAAAGGUCUUUGUAAAGCAUUUAUAUUAACGCAUCAGUGCAUGCAAAGUUAAGUUCUUUGAUAAUAAUGUGAAGAUUAUAUUUGUGCUCUGUGUUUCACUAUGGUAGGAAUCUUUUUUUUCUUUUUGUUUUUCUGGCUAAUAUAAAUGAACUGAGGAAUAAUGAAUAAUUUAUUUUGUACAUAAUGUUAAUUUUAUUUAAUUUUUGUAUUCAUUUUGUGUUAUAUUAUUUUAUUUUUUCAUGUUUUCUUUUUUUUUCUCUUUUUCUUUUUCACAACCUGUGUUUCUGGUUUCUUUCGACGCUGUACAGAAUGACAGUACGCUUCUAUUCAAAGUAUCAAGUCCACGUUCUCUCCUCUCUUCUUUGUUGAUGUACAGGAGUUGUUUUUAAUGAUAAAUAUGAAUAACGAUUAACAAAUAUUAAACUAGCAUUGAUGAAUGACCAUACUAUAUACAGAGGCACAGGCAUUCAGGCAGCCAAAAGCAUGAUUGCAUGGUUAAAAUUUGCGCUGUUCAAAGCAAAAAGCAGCCAGACACAUUUUAACAGAAGAGCCGGUGUGUUGCCGUCACAAUUUAAAGGAAAAAAAGUGUACUCUCUCUGAUCAUAAUUCUUGAUGAUUCCUCUUGUUAUUUGAUGAUAUUUAUGAUUCUAUGAUUAUUAUGAUUCUAUUUAUUAUGGACAUUAUUCUUAAUAUUUAAGCUCUCUCUCUCUGCUGGUUGCUCUUCAUGUUGCGUUGCUCCUUGGUUGAUCUUGUUGUGCUUCUUUGGGAGAGGUGAACCCCCCUGGGAGACCCUGUGCCAUAGAAAUUGUGCCACGGUUCUUACUUUCUUUCUUCUCUCUGCUCCACAGUGUCUCUCUCUCUCUCUCUCUCUCUCUCUCUCUCUCUGUCUCUCUCCUCUCUUUCUGUUUUGACUCCCCAGUCACUAACACUGUAAGCAUGCCCCAUGGGACGAUCCACUUUUUUACUCUUGAAUAAAAUAUGCAUGAACCUUU